Molecule: messenger RNA, 1671 nt
Organism: Aspergillus steynii IBT 23096
Lineage: Eukaryota; Fungi; Ascomycota; Eurotiomycetes; Eurotiales; Aspergillaceae
Product: indoleamine 2,3-dioxygenase
Exons: 3
Coding region: 319-1620 (433 amino acids)
Biological process (GO): 'de novo' NAD+ biosynthetic process from L-tryptophan
Cellular component (GO): cytoplasm
Molecular function (GO): heme binding; metal ion binding; indoleamine 2,3-dioxygenase activity
Source: RefSeq, a predicted model, not a curated record
CGCCCUCGGAAGUCGCUUCCUAUCAGCAUGGGCUAAUCCAAUCACACGUGGGGCAGAUCUGCCAUGACGAGAUAGCCUUCAGCGAAAAAGACAAUUCAGGACAAUGUCUGGUUCAUGCCCGGGUUGUUACGACAUCUCCACUAGUCUAUCAGGCGGAAGCUGCUCUGCAUCCGUCCCCCUUCCGUCCCAGCCCUAAUCAGACCAUGGACAAAGAGAGAUAAAUAUUAGGACCGUUCUUGCCUCUGUUCACGUCAACACAUCAUUGACUAACUAGAAGUCUCAUAAUCCCUAUUCUAUUGUCUCAGUACAUACCUCGCCAUGCACAUUUCACCCGCAGUCACGCUAGAUCAAUAUGCUGUCUCCCUUCAGAGUGGAUUUCUUCCCACCAUCCCUCCUUUGCAACUAUUACAGGACCCUUACUACUGGCCAUGGGAGGACAUAGUCCUUGACUUGCCAAAUCAUAUCAAAUCCAGAACCAUCCGGCAGGCAGUCGACGCACUUCCCGUUCUUUCCACCUCCCGCCUCCGUGAUGAGCCGGAAUGGAGGCGAGCGUAUUCGCUGCUGGCCUUCCUCACCCAUGCCUACAUAUGGGGAGGCGAACAGCCCGAGGAGAUCCUACCACCCGCCAUAUCAUGCCCCUUCCUCGAAGUCUCCAACCAUCUCGAGCUCCCACCUUGCGCUACCUACGCUGCCCUCAACCUGUGGAAUUUCAGUCUCAAAGACCGCGCUGCAGACAUCACCGACCCUGACAACCUCUACAUCAACUCCUCCUUCACCGGCACCAAAGACGAAGAAUGGUUCUUCAUGAUCUCCGUCGCCCUUGAAGCCAAAGGCGCCACCCUCAUCCCCUUAAUCCUCGACGCCAUCCACGCCGUCAGCACCGACGAGAGCCAACGCCUCUGCGACCUCCUCGCUCAGUUCAGCAAGGGUCUUUCGGAGCUUCGUGAUCUGCUCGAACGCAUGUACGAGAAAUGCGCCCCAGCCUUCUUCUUCCACCAGCUCCGCCCUCUCCUCGCCGGGAGCAAAAACAUGGCCUCGGCGGGCCUCCCGAACGGCGUCUUCUACGACGAGGGCCACGGCCAUGGCGAAUGGCACCAGCACAGCGGCGGCAGCAAUGCGCAGAGCUCAUUGAUCCAGACCCUCGAUAUCUUCCUGGGCGUGGAGCACACCGCCACGGGGGAUAUGAAAUCCAAUGGUGUGACGAAGCCCGCGCCCAAAACAGGUUUCCUGCAGGAAAUGCGCAACUACAUGCCCGGCCCCCACCGGCGCUUUCUCGAGCAUCUCUCCCAAAUCAGCAACGUGCGCAGCUACGCCCUCAGCCACAAGGCCGACUCCCCGGUCCGCGACGCCUACAACACCGCCGUUAUGGCGCUCGGCCGGUUCCGCGACUCCCAUGUGCAAAUGGUCACGCGGUAUAUCAUCCUCGCGGCGAAGACGAAGCACCCGGAUAUGCAGCCGAAGUCCGCGCAGGUCAACCUGGCCACGACCACCACAAUCCAGAUGAAGGAUUUGAAUGAGAAGGUCGCGGGCGGAUUGCAUGGCACUGGGGGGACUGAUUUGAUUCCAUUUCUGAGGAAGACGAGGGAUACGACGAAGGCGGCGGCCAGUUAUGUUGAUUGAACUGGAUGAUUACUACUUUGAUGACUGACGAUGAUUGUAUAUAAUUUCCUU